Molecule: messenger RNA, 504 nt
Organism: Plasmodium inui San Antonio 1
Lineage: Eukaryota; Apicomplexa; Aconoidasida; Haemosporida; Plasmodiidae
Exons: 3
Coding region: 1-504 (167 amino acids)
Source: RefSeq, a predicted model, not a curated record
AUGAAAAGUAUAAAGAUCGACAUCAUGGGAGAAUAUUCAGGAGAAUCAAUAUACACGAGGGAUAAUGCACUGAAUAGGAACAGUCAAGACACCGGUCAAACAGAGAGAAAUACUCCAACAGAUAUAAGACUGGAACAGAGUGUGAGAAACCUUGAGUCGAACGAUCUGGGAGGAGGAGGAGCUAGAAUAAUUAUGAUUAUAUAUUAUGAACAACUCAGAAUCAAACAAGAACUCCCCAGAGCAUACAGAAUCCAGAAGUCCAACAAGAUAAUUACAAGAAUAGAGCUGAACAAGUCAGAGACCAAUCGAUCACUAAAGAUUCUCCUGAAGGACAACUCCCCAAUCUAUCCUGUAAAACAGAAGAGAAAAAUAAACAACAAAGUGCAGCCACUGACGUUAAGUCUUAUCGGCGAAAAUAUAAGUAACCACCGAGGCCACGUCUCAAUUCUAAGAAUUCCCUCUGCUCCGGAAGUGCCCUUUAAUAAGUAUAGCAUAUCUAUUUAG